UAUAUAUUUUUUGCUGUAGAGAGCGUAGCCAUUGAAUUUUUAAGACGAAAUGAAAAUAUUAUUCAUUGCGCGAUUAACACUAAAAAAAGUGUCGUUCUCGUAUUAUUAAUUAUUUUCAAGUAGUACCGUUUCGUGUGCAAUAUCGUUUGAAGAAAAAAAACCACUAAAUGUAGCUAGAACAAAAGCAUGAAAAACAGCUUUUAAAUAGUGAUAAAAAUAUCGGAUUUGUCAGCACAUAGCCUGCUGGUAGCAAGUAGAAAAAGAAACAAUUCUUUAAAGGAUAAUAGCUGUUUUUCGUGAACAAAACACAGCACAAGAAGCGUGUUACCGUGUUUUAGUGUUACCGAGAAAAGAUUGGUCUUAUCCAACUUGCACGCGAUCAAACGCGAAGCAAUAGAAAGCAAUAAACACAUUUCUACUAAUAGGCACGACUAUACCAAUGCAGAUGGAAGAAGGAAUCCAUCAGCUCAGCAUUACAGUUGAACACGCAUCCUUACGCAGCAAUGGUUUCCUGAAGCCGAACCCAUACGUGGAAAUUGCCAUCGACAACAAAAGCACUCGCAAAACUGAUUUUCUCAAAAACACCAAUGCGCCAAAAUGGAACGAACGCUUCACAGUAAUCGUUUCGGCCAGUUCGGUGUUACACUUUAGGGUGCUAGAUCACUCCAGUUUCCGGAAGGAUUCGCUCUUGGGUCAGCAAACCGUCCUACUCGGUAACAUUCUCGAGCAUUAUAAUGGAACGCUGGAGAACCUGGAACUGAGCAUGGAUCUACUGACGGACGGUUCCACAUCAUCGAAAGCGAACGAGCCCCGCCAACCGAUUAAAACCGGCGAACUGGUGGCGGUGUUGAAUGGGUUGAAAAUAGAUAUGCGUACUGUGGCACAUAGAGCAGGUGUUAGUACAGGUAGUACCCACGGUAAUGACGUCACCGGUGCUUCAGUUUACGUCAAUGGAAAUGGGCUCUCGUCGUCGAUGGACCUUGCCGGUAGUAGCCGCAGCAGUAUUCUUAAUGGAGGUAUUCGAGCACGUAUGCGAUUACGUGGCUCAAGUUCGACACCAUCGCAAUCCUCCCAGUUGCAAUCUCCUGCACCGGGCCCAGUCGGUGGUCAACAACAGCAACACACUCAUCACUCUCCAUCAGUGACGGGAAAUCACAUCACAGGUGGAGCAACAUCAGCAGCAACAGGUGCGAUGGGUAAUGGUGUAGCAAUGCCAAUGGCGACAGGAACUUCUCCGAUGGGUUCCACCGCGUCCACUGGAGCCGUACGCCGAAGUAGUGGUAUUAACUGGGAACAACAACAACAGCAAUCGCAACCGCAACCGUCGAACGCUCUACACCCUCACUCGGGAGGGCAUCAACGACUUGCUCCGGUGUAUUCAAAUUCGUCGCAAGAUUCGCUUCUGAAUGGCGUCAACAGUGCUAGUAACGGUCAAGUGCAAACCAGUUUGUCUGGUGCCAUGAUUCCUAUGAACGGAGGAGCAGUAGCUCCCCAAGCAUCUGCCGGUGGAGUGGCAGCAGGUGCAAUGGUACCCAUCGGGGGAAGCCUAACCGAUCAACAAAUGAUGCUACAGGCUGCCGCACAACAACAUCAAGUCGACGACGAACCAUUACCGGCCGGAUGGGAAAUGCGUGUGGAUAAAUAUGGUCGUCGGUAUUAUGUGGACCACAAUACCCGGUCGACGUAUUGGGAAAAACCACAACCGCUGCCCGCUGGGUGGGAAAUGAGACGAGAUGCCCGAGGGCGUGUGUAUUAUGUUGAUCACAACACUCGAACAACGACCUGGCAACGACCAAACAGCGAAAGGCUCAUGCACUUCCAGCAUUGGCAGGGCCAGCGGCAGCACAUCAUUUCGCAGGGUAAUCAACGGUUUCUUUAUCCCCAGCAUGCUCAGCAGUCCAACACGACCUCCGUUUCACACGAAGAAGAUGACGGUCUAGGGCCGCUGCCCGAUGGAUGGGAAAAACGAGUUCAACCAGAUAACAGGGUUUACUUCGUUAAUCACAAAAAUCGCACCACACAGUGGGAAGACCCCCGCACCCAAGGCCAGGAAGUUAAUAUGCUUGCUGAGGGUCCGCUCCCACCGGGAUGGGAAAUUCGCUACACGGCCACGGGCGAACGAUUCUUUGUAGAUCACAACAAUCGCAAAACGACUUUCGAGGACCCUCGACCGGGUGCUCCCAAAGGUGGCAAAGGAGUUUAUGGAGUUCCCCGGGCCUACGAGCGUUCUUUCCGCUGGAAGCUUAGUCAAUUUCGGUAUCUUUGUCAAAGCAAUGCCCUUGCCUCCCAUAUCAAAAUUACGCUCACUCGACAAACAUUGUUCGAAGAUUCCUACCAUCAGAUCAUGCGAUUGCCGGCUUACGAGUUGCGACGAAGGCUCUACAUUAUCUUCCGAGGAGAGGAAGGUCUCGAUUAUGGUGGUGUUUCGCGGGAAUGGUUUUUCCUGCUUUCCCACGAGGUUCUGAAUCCGAUGUACUGCUUGUUUGAGUAUGCCAACAAAAACAACUACAGCUUACAGAUCAAUCCGGCCAGUUACGUUAAUCCCGAUCACCUGCAGUAUUUCAAAUUCAUCGGGCGAUUCAUUGCAAUGGCCCUCUAUCACGGGCGGUUUAUUUAUUCCGGUUUCACGAUGCCGUUCUAUAAGCGAAUGUUAAAUAAAAAGCUAACCACCAAAGAUAUUGAAUCGAUCGAUCCGGAAUUUUACAAUUCAUUGAUUUGGGUGCGUGAUAAUAACAUUGAUGAAUGCGGCCUCGAGCUAUGGUUUAGUGUGGACUUCGAAGUGCUAGGUCAGAUCAUACAUCAUGAGCUGAAGGAGGAAGGUGACAAGGAGCGAGUUACGGAAGAUAACAAAGAGGAGUACAUCUCCUUGAUGACCGAAUGGCGGAUGACCAGGGGUAUUGAAGAGCAGACCAAAACUUUCCUGGAAGGUUUUAACGAGGUUGUGCCUUUGGAGUGGCUAAAGUACUUCGAUGAGCGUGAACUGGAGUUGAUGUUGUGCGGUAUGCAGGAGAUCGACGUUGACGAUUGGCAACGAAAUACUAUUUACCGUCAUUACAAUCGCAAUAGCAAACAGGUGGUGUGGUUUUGGCAGUUCGUUCGAGAGACCGACAACGAGAAACGAGCCCGAUUGCUGCAGUUUGUGACGGGAACUUGCCGUGUACCUGUCGGUGGAUUCGCUGAGUUGAUGGGGUCCAAUGGUCCCCAGAGAUUUUGCAUUGAAAAGGUCGGGAAGGAUACGUGGUUACCUCGAUCCCACACGUGUUUCAAUCGGUUGGAUUUACCACCGUACAAAAGCUACGACCAGUUAGUUGAGAAGCUGAACUACGCAAUCGAGGAGACUGAAGGUUUUGGCCAGGAAUAAAUUAAAGAAAACGUGAGAAUAUCAAUAACAAAUGACCUGCAUGUGAUCCAACCGAUAGCGAUAUCGAUAAUAUUCGUUUUUUGUAAUAAAUCAGUUCGGCGAAUUCAUAGUGAUGAUAAACAUCGGCAAUUUGAAUUGAUUAGUAAAGUUGUAUAUCUAGGAUUAAGGGAAAAAUGUUCUAUUUUGGUUUAUUUUUGUGUAAAUUGUGACAGUAUCCAAUUUUUAUGAUGUAUAUUUAAACCAAAAAUUGGUCAACCGAUAUGCUCUAUUUUUAAUGAAAAAGCCACAAAUGCUAAUCGAUAUAUUAGAAGUGAGAAAAGUGUACAUAAUCUAGCUGUUAAACUAAAGAGAUACUUUAGUUUUCCUUGUUCCAAAAAUCGUGAUACAUCAAAGUAGAGGUAAUAAACGUUACUGUAUUAUACAAACCUUUGUAUAUAAGAAUUCCUAGGCCUAGACAAAUGGACAAAACAACUAGAAACAAUGAACUCAUUACUGAAAAACUACACUACACUUACAAUAAAAUUGUUGUCUAUGCUAACUGAAUUGUGUAGUACUAGAAGGCAUAUAACCAGCAGCGCACCGUUUUGUACCAAUAGACUCACGAAUCGAACAAUAGAUUUCAAGCAAUGGAAUUAUUCAUUUUUUGCAACCUUCAUUAUUCCGCAUUGAGUAACAUUUCAAAAUUCAGUUAUCGGAAAAUACAAAAUAAACAAACCGUUGGGGCCAUGGUAGAGAAUAUUAGCUGUUGUAUAUAGAAGAAGAAAACAAACAAUGUUUUUUUCGAUCUGAAUGAAGAUAUAAAGCAAAACUUGAGUUGGAAAAAAAUCACAAAAAGCAAAUGCCGUGAAUAUGUUUUUGUAGCGUGAACGAAGCGAAGUGAACUUUCUAGAGUGAUGAAACAGGGAAGUAUAAAUUGUUUUACCUUAUUCUUUCUGAACUUCAAUUUCUACUUUUGUGUUUGUUAUUUAUUUUGUAAAUUGUAUUUUUCCAGACUUUAUGUAAAAAGUGAUACAAGUUGGGUUUAAUAAGAAGAUUCCAGAAAUUAUGUUUUUGCAAAUAAAGAUAUCAGCUAGAUGAAUAUAAAUUGA
Molecule: messenger RNA, 4449 nt
Organism: Malaya genurostris
Lineage: Eukaryota; Metazoa; Arthropoda; Insecta; Diptera; Culicidae
Gene: Su(dx)
Product: E3 ubiquitin-protein ligase Su(dx)
Exons: 7
Coding region: 440-3361 (973 amino acids)
Biological process (GO): ubiquitin-dependent protein catabolic process
Molecular function (GO): protein binding; ubiquitin protein ligase activity
Source: RefSeq, a predicted model, not a curated record